Messenger RNA from Tarenaya hassleriana, 2179 nucleotides. Its product is annotated as 3-ketoacyl-CoA synthase 9. Gene Ontology annotation, cellular component: membrane. NCBI's taxonomy places the organism in Eukaryota, Viridiplantae, Streptophyta, Magnoliopsida, Brassicales, Cleomaceae. Gene Ontology annotation, molecular function: acyltransferase activity, transferring groups other than amino-acyl groups. The record is from RefSeq and is a predicted model, not a curated record. The transcript is spliced from 2 exons. Gene Ontology annotation, biological process: fatty acid biosynthetic process. Bases 400 to 1947 code for a protein of 515 amino acids.
UAAUACACUCUUGAAUCGAAUCACAGUUCAAUCUUUUUUUUUUUUUGGACAAAAAACGAGAAAAAGGGGGAAAAAAAGGCAGAGGAUUUAGCAGACAGAUCGACUGUUUCCUCUUCCUCUCUCCCUCUCAAUUACUUUGGGUACUACACGUGAAUCCUUGAGGGUGUUCAUCAAUGGUGUUCGUUUUCUGUUUUUAGUUGGAUCAGUCCCACCAAACCCGGAGAAGAAAACCCUAAAAUACUCCUCCCUCUUUUUGCAUUCCAAUUCUCCAGAUUUCGCAUUAUAUAUAUAUGCCCACGACCUGAUUUCUCCGCCGUAUAUAGCAAAAAAAUAACCCAGAUUCCUGAAAACCCUCGAUUUCUGCGGAGAAAGAAGGGAGCCUCUGUUUUCGAAUUCGCCAUGAACGCCGAACCCGUCAAUGGAGGAUCCGUACAGAUCCGCACCCAGGACGGGACGCGGAAGCUUCCCAAUUUCUUGCAGAGCGUCAACAUGAAGUACGUGAAGCUGGGUUACCAUUACAUCAUAACCCACAUGUGGAAGCUCUGCUUGGUCCCGUUGAUGGCGAUCGUAGCCUUAGAGGCCUCUCGGCUUAGCCCAGAUGAUCUCCGACAUCUCUGGAUCCAUCUCCAGUACAACCUCGUCGGCGUCAUCGUCUUCUCCGCCGUUCUCGUCUUCGGGUCCACUGUCUACAUCAUGACCCGACCCAGAUCCGUUUUCCUCGUUGACUAUUCUUGCUACAAGCCUCCAUCGCAUAUGCAGGUCAAGUUUCAGAAAUUCAUGGAUCAUUCGAGGCUCAUUGAAGAUUUCGAUGACUCGUCGCUCCAGUUUCAGAGGAAGAUUCUCGAGCGUUCUGGUCUCGGCGAAGAGACGUAUCUCCCGGAGGCUCUCCACUGUAUCCCUCCGAAGCCGACAAUGGCGGCGGCUCGAGAGGAGGCGGAGCAGGUAAUGUUCGGUGCCCUCGACAGUCUGUUCGAAAAUACCAAGAUUAAACCUAGGGACAUUGGUAUAUUGGUCGUGAACUGUAGUUUGUUCAACCCAACUCCCUCGUUAUCUGCCAUGAUCAUUAACAAAUACAAGCUUAGAGGGAAUAUCAAAAGUUACAAUCUUGGAGGAAUGGGUUGUAGCGCAGGUGUCAUCUCCAUUGAUCUUGCCAAGGACUUGUUGCAAGUUCAUAGGAACACUUAUGCUGUUGUGGUUAGCACAGAGAAUAUCACUCAGAACUGGUACUUUGGUAAUAAGAAAUCGAUGUUGAUCCCCAAUUGCUUGUUCCGCGUUGGUGGAGCCGCGAUGUUGCUGUCCAACAAGUCAGGUGACAGGAGACGGUCGAAGUACAAGUUGGUUCACACUAUCCGAACCCAUAAGGGUGCUGAUGAUAAGGCUUUCAAAUGUGUGUACCAAGAACAGGACGACAAUGGCAAAACCGGUGUUUCUCUGUCCAAGGAUCUAAUGGCUAUUGCUGGGGAAGCCCUUAAGACAAAUAUCACCACUUUGGGUCCACUAGUUCUUCCGAUAAGCGAGCAGCUUCUGUUCUUCAUGACUUUGGUCGCUAAGAGACUGUUCAACGCAAAGAUCAAACCUUACAUCCCCGAUUUCAAGCUCGCCUUUGAGCAUUUCUGUAUCCACGCGGGUGGAAGAGCGGGGAUUGAUGAGAGAGCGGUGAUUGAUGAGCUUGAAAAGAAUCUGCAGCUGUCGCCAACACAUGUGGAGGCAUCGAGAAUGACGCUACACAGGUUUGGUAACACUUCUUCGAGCUCCAUUUGGUAUGAACUGGCUUACACCGAGGCUAAAGGCAGGAUGAGGAAAGGAAACCGGGUAUGGCAGAUUGCUUUCGGAAGCGGGUUCAAGUGUAACAGCGCGGUCUGGGUGGCUUUACGCAAUGUCAAGCCUUCGGUCAACAGUCCUUGGGAAGAUUGCAUCUACAGAUACCCUGUUAAGAUUGAUCUUUGAUUCACCCCCCAGAAAAAAAAAACUCAACUUAGAUUGGUCUUGGACAAUGGUCGGUCCAAAUUUACAGUCUGGUCUGAUAUUUUCUUGUCAUGUCAUACGCUUCUUCUGCCCACUGCUUUGAUCGUUUAGUCUGUGUUAGUUGUUGAUUACGAGGGUUAUCUUCAUUUUUUCCCUACUUGAUCAAGAAAACCCGUUAAUGGUAUUGAAUCAUUUUGAAGGUUUUGUUACUCAA